Molecule: messenger RNA, 558 nt
Organism: Cylindrotheca closterium
Lineage: Eukaryota; Bacillariophyta; Bacillariophyceae; Bacillariales; Bacillariaceae
Source: the annotation of a GenBank genome assembly
AUGGAAUCUAUAAUGUUGAAAACAUUGGACUGGCGAUUGAAUCCACCAACAGUGCAGUCGUUUAUCUACCUAUGGGGAAAUCAUUUGUACAAUGGGGGGCUAUACGCUAUGGAGUCAAUAGAGAGAGCUUGUUUUCUUGCAGAAAUUGCAGUAUUUGAUACUUUGUUAGCAUCAAAGGGGAGAGCGCUACUUGCAAUCGCAGCACUAAUUGAGGGUAUGGUGGGCUUUGGCAGGUGUGGUGCUCCGGCGUACGAACAGGUGGAGGCCGCUAUUCUUCGAAAACUGAAGACCGUCUUCGGAAUCCACUACGCGCAAGAGGAAAUAAAGUGUAUCCGGAACCGUCUUUCCCAUAUCUACACCAAGACAUCGCAGUACCAAUCAGACUAUAGCAACCAAUCUGACGCUAGUACUAGUAGUAGAAUGGUGCCCUACAAUGGUGAAAACAAGGUCAACAAGAUACAACAUCAUCAAGAAUCGGUGGGGAUAUGCAGGAAUAUGAUCAAGACGAAAUAUUUACAGUCACCUAGAAGUGUGCGGACGAAAUGUGAACAAGGCUAA